CUCUCUCUCUCUUUCUCUACCCCAGUCAUUUGCAUUUUCAGUAGCGGUACUGGUUCUUCUCCCUCCGCAAAACCAUUCAUCUAAGCAAACCCUGCCUCUUUCCUCUCCUUUUUACUCAGUAUACCCACUUCUUCUGCCUUGUAUACUGGCUCUCCCAACCAUGGAAACUUUCAGCUUCCUCAAGCACUGGCGCGGCGGUGUCACGGUUGGUUCUGCUAACAUGGGCACCACCACCACCACCACUUCACCCACGACCACAAUCCUCACCGCCGUCGCCCAAAACGACGACGAAGACAGUGACAGCGACAACGACGACGGGCCUUUCUUCGACUUAGAGUUCGCCGUCCCCGACGAAGACGAAGCGUUUGCUCGAAACCACGACGAGGAAGCUCGGCAAGAAGAUGGCUGCAACGAGGAUGUCCGGCAAGAAGACGACAGCGGCGGCGGCGACGACGAGGAGUUUAACUUCACCGUCCCUUCCGGGUCGACCCAGGACAGAACGGUCGAGCCGAAUCUGACUCUCUCUCCCUCCGACGACUUGUUCUUCAAAGGGAAGCUUGUGCCCAUCGAGCCCUUGUCGAUUGAGUUCAACCCAUCUGAAGAAUCUAACUCCAAGCCCCAAUUCGCCGUCUCAUUAUUGAAAUCGGCCACCAAAUUUCGUGUUUUCAUGCUGGGAUUGAAGAAAUUGAAGUCGAAUUCAAACGGGUCGGAAAAACCAGGGAAAACGGACCUGCCGGCGGCUGGAUCUGUUGCGGCGGUGGCGAAAGAACCGCCGCAAAAACCCCAGGAAAAACCACCGCAAGAGGAACCGUCGCAAAAGCACAAGCAGCAGGAGAAGCUUUUCACGGUGAAAUUCAAGGUUGAGGAGGUUCCCAUUGUGUCUUUGUUUGCCAGACACAACAGCUCCAGAAUCUCUGCAACUAAUAAGUCGCAUACGACCCAGCGGAAGCCGCCGCCGAUAAGCGCUUCUGAAGAAUCGGCUUCUGAGGAAAAGCGCUUUCCCAAAGAGGUAAUGCAAAAGUACUUGAAAAUGGUGAAGCCUCUCUACGUUCGCGUUUCAAAGAGGUACGGUGAGAAGCUGAGAAUGUCCGGGCAGCUCAACUUGAACGGCUCGACGGCGCUGGCUUCGAAUCCGGCCGAGAAGUCCCAGUCGGAGAGUGAAGUUUCAGAGCCGCCGCCGGUGACGGCGAGCAAUGCGAAGAGUGGUCAGACGCAUGGGAAUUUUCCGGCAGGGUUGAGAGUGGUCUGCAAGCACUUGGGGAAGAGCCGGUCCGCUUCCUCCGCCGUAGCCGCGGCUCCAUCGGCCGCCGUAAUCGCGCAGAGGAGUGAUGAUUCGCUGCUUCAGCAGCAGGAUGGAAUCCAAAGCGCCAUCCUGCAUUGCAAGCGUUCCUUCAAUGCCUCCCGAGAUUCGGACACUAACCGGAUAUCUCGGUCGGUGAGCGAUUCCUCGAACGAAGAAAAUGGAAGUUGAGAUGUCACGCAAGUCGUCGGAUCAAGGCAAAGGAGGUGGGCUUUAACGGCCCGGAUCUUUUCCCGCAUGCUUUUUUGGCGGGAAAAUUGGAGCAGGGGUCAAGUGAAUAGGAAUGUCAUAUU
This is a messenger RNA of Pyrus x bretschneideri (Chinese white pear), 1593 nucleotides long. RefSeq names its product probable membrane-associated kinase regulator 2. NCBI's taxonomy places the organism in Eukaryota, Viridiplantae, Streptophyta, Magnoliopsida, Rosales, Rosaceae. Gene Ontology annotation, cellular component: plasma membrane. The transcript has 2 exons. The coding region runs from base 161 to 1471 and encodes 436 amino acids. The record is from RefSeq and is a predicted model, not a curated record.